AUGUCCGCCCUGCUUCCGUUUCGAGACAAGCGGCUACCGCCGGUGCCAGCGGGAGCAUCCAUGUACCACCAUGAUCCUCUUUUGCAUAUCGAACGCCAGGCAAAACACAUUCAGCAAAAUCUCCAGAUACUGAUUGAUGCUCAGGGAGAAGGCUUACUCGCGGGUCUGGCCCAGUCCCACCCAGAAGAUACCUCGGAGGGAAGCUUUACCCCAACCUCCUCCGCUACCGGUCGAGCUCGGUCUCCUUCCACCAUCCCUCUCCGACAACCCCCCGUGAGAAAAAUUGGACUUCGCGCUGCACGACAGGGUAUAUUCCAGUCAAUCUAUGAUCUGCUAAAGCUGAGGGAGGAGGAGCGUGAAAUCUUGUCGUCUCAGGCGGAUGAACGGGAGCAUGCGCUCCAUGACAUUCAGAGAUUUAACUCAAGACGAGGCGGCUUGGAGGAAGCGAUAUCAUCUAUCCACAAUGACCGAGAGGAGGGAAAAGCCAGGCAGUUACAAGAAGAAGCUAACGGGCUUGAGACUGACAUCCGAGAGCUGGAAACUAGGCUAUUUGAGAUGAAGGCCAAACACCGGAAUAUGCUCAGCGAAAUAUCGAGCAUUCAGAACUCAGUCGAUGCGAAACUCUCCUCUUAUAAUGAGUCCCUCUCCAUUCUACAGUCUAAUAUUCGAAAUUACCUGCGCGAUCCCCCGAUUCAACCUCUGUCGCGACGUUCGAGCGAAUCCACCUUCUACUCCCUCAAUGCCAAACGCCGAACACUGGAGAUGGCAGAGGAACACUGGAUAUUAGAACAAGGCGACAUUCAGAAAAGGCAACAACAAGUAGAUACAGAGAUCUUAGCUCUGGAGGAAGGGGGUGGUGUUUGGAAACAGUCCAUCGCGGAUGUGUCUGGUUUCGAGAAGCGGCUGAGAGCCAAUAUGCGCCAUUUUAUUGAAAUCGAAACCUCCCCCAGUACUACGAAUGGCGUACAGGUGUCGGGAACGAAAGAAGAACUCGCUGCGAAUGUGUCCGACGACUUGGACCGGACUACUCAACGAUUGCAGACCCAUUUGAGCCUGGCAGAGAAGAAGGACUGGAAGCUUCUCGUCUGUUGUCUCACUGCAGAGAUCGAGGCGCUUCGAGAGGCACGGAAAAUGCUCCUCCCAGCCUUUGGCCUGCCUUCCCCCGGUGACGCGCCGACUGACAAGUCGCCCUCACCAGCCAGUCCUGUUCCAGAGGAGCCGGCGAAUGGCCACGAGGAGCCGGAAGACCAUGGCGACUCUGAACCUCCUCCCGACUUACUGAAUGAUGAAGCUCAGCAUAUAGAUGUUGCAUCACGGUCGGAGGACGAUGAGCCUGAUCCCGCCUGGCUUUAA
Messenger RNA from Penicillium macrosclerotiorum, 1353 nucleotides. RefSeq lists its product as uncharacterized. NCBI's taxonomy places the organism in Eukaryota, Fungi, Ascomycota, Eurotiomycetes, Eurotiales, Aspergillaceae. The transcript has a single exon. The record is from RefSeq and is a predicted model, not a curated record. Bases 1 to 1353 code for a protein of 450 amino acids.